Molecule: messenger RNA, 1575 nt
Organism: Aspergillus campestris IBT 28561
Lineage: Eukaryota; Fungi; Ascomycota; Eurotiomycetes; Eurotiales; Aspergillaceae
Exons: 4
Coding region: 76-1353 (425 amino acids)
Molecular function (GO): protein binding
Source: RefSeq, a predicted model, not a curated record
GUCAAAGGUAAAUCCUCACGGUUCGACCUUGACUUACCUUCUGCGAGAACCCAUCUCGAGGGACUAGGAGAAGCCAUGACUGAGGACCAGCUGUCCAACCCUAUUCCCAUAUGUGUGGCCUCAACGGGGAGUGGCCAUACGGGAGGAAGGGAGAGCAAAGAGUUUCGGUCAUCCAGUCAAGGCCCACAGGAGUUACCAAAGCCCGUGGGCACGGUAAAUGAAAGCCAACCUGCCCUAAAUUACGUCAAGGACGUGUCGUGGUCUCCAGAUGGCACAUGCCUGUUGACAGACUCUGCAGACCAUCAUAUUAGGACAUACAUACUACCCCCAGAUCUCUUAGAGGAUAGACCAUCACCUCAUCAGCUGUCUCCAUAUUCAGUGGUCCCCUCAGCGGAGCCAACCUAUGCCACAGCGAUCUACCCUUAUUUCUCCCUCCAGGAGCCAUCCACGACGUUGUUUCUCUCGACGGUGCGGGAUCACCCCAUCCGUCUCACGUCGGCUCUGGUGCCGACAACGGUGGCCACAUAUUCCCUGGUCAACCCGACCACGGAGGCUUUCAUCACCCCCCACUCUAUUGAGUAUCCGUCGACGCUGAGCGGGACGCAGUUCAUCACCGGCUCCGACAGUCUGAUCUGUCUGUUUGAUGUUUCUCGUCCUGGCAACGAUGGACCGGUUUCCUGGAUGCCGACCAUUCCCAGCAAGCGGAAAAAAGCUGUUGGGGGAGGUGUGGGAAUGAAAGGGAUCGUGUCCGCUCUGGCGGUCAACCCAACCGGAGGUGGUGUCCUCGCCGCGGGCACCUUCUCCCGGCACAUCGGGCUCUAUGAUUCGAACGGGUCAGGUCAGUCCCUGGGCACCUUUAGCAUUGCGAAGACCGAGGCCGAUCCCCACAUCGGCGGUCGCGGAGUCACGCAGUUGCUGUGGAGUCCUUGCGGUCGGUAUCUGUACAUUGCCGAGCGGAAGAGCGACGGGGUCUUGAUAUACGAUAUCCGAGUCACAGGGCAGAUGCUAGGAUGGCUGGAAGGCCGUCAGACCCUUACGAACCAACGCAUGAAGAUGGACAUCGUGCCCACUCACCAGGGAGAGUCGCAUGAAGUCUGGGCCGGAGGGACGGACGGAUAUAUGAGAGUGUGGCGGGAUCCCACCCAUACAGCUGGCGCUCAGAAGCCUCAAUGGGCGUGGCAGGUUCACGAUGACGCUGUCGGCAGUACCGUAAUGCAUCCGAUGGGGACGGUUGCUGCUACGGGAUCAGGGCAACGACACACUGAUUUUGAUGAUGACAAGCCAAUGCGAAAUGAUAAUACUGUCAAAGUGUGGUCUAUGCCAUUCCUUGAUGGCGGUGCCGAAAAUGAUUGAGGUAUCGUAUACUCCAUGCAUCCAUCCCGGUUGCCACGUGCCCGAUCUGCACGGCCCGUCCCGUUAUCUCCGAGCCUCAGUGGGGAGUAUGAAGUUACAAGUUUUCUUUCCACCAAGAGCCCGAUUCUUGGGCCCCAAACCAGCCACCUGUCCUCAAGUCCCAUCACUGGGUACUCUGGUCAAGUUGGCUUACGGCGGAUGGGAGCUCUGACGACAUUUCCC